UUCAACCCAGUGUCCCUUCCCAAAGACCUUCCAGACUGGGACUGGCGACAUGGAUGCAUACCCUACCAGAAGAUGGACUUGUUUGCAGUGUUGUGCAUUGAAACCAGUCACUACGUGGCAUUUGUCAAGUACGGCAGGGACGAUUCUGCUUGGGUGUUUUUUGACAGCAUGGCAGACCGGGAUGGUGGCCAGAAUGGGUUCAACAUUCCACAAGUUACCCCCUGUCCGGAGGUGGGGGAAUACCUGAAGAUGUCCCUAGAAGAACUCCAUGCCUUAGACUCUCGGAACAUUCAGGGUUGUGCUCGUCGGCUCUUGUGUGAUGCAUACAUGUGCAUGUACCAGAGCCCCACAAUGAGCUUGUAUAAAUGAACAACUAACCUGUUUUUGGCUCACUUACAUAGUUAUUUUCUGAUGCAUCCCUUUCUACAAGAGUGACUUGUGGACCUUGUCCAUCUUCCCCCACUUAUGUUGCUUCGAUAUCCAUUUAACUCCUUUGCUGCCAAUUCCCCUUGGUGACAAACUGUUUAACACAACAUAGUAAACAGAAAAAACUUCACAGAAUGUAUUAACACAGGGAAUGGAACAGUUGUUAAAGCUUUAAGUUCUAUCAGGUCCUUCUGUUUGAGAAAGUAUUAAACAGCACAAGUAUAAAUGGCUUUCGGAAUGGAGUGUCAUUUUUGCAGGCAAUGUUGGCUUCGGAACUUGCAAUCUCAUCCUGAAACGCGAGGACUUGGAGCAUUUAUCGAGUAAGAAUGUUUCCAAAUUCAUAGACAACCUUUUGGUUUUUGAGGGUGUUUUCAAAUAGGAAAAUUAUAUAAAAAACAUGACCAUAGUGGCUAUGGUGAGCGUGUAAUUUGCACUAAGUUAAUGGUUACGUAAGUGUGGCAUUUGUAUUUAAUUUCCAGAUGAUAUUCAAUAAAAUGUAAUAAAUUUAUUAAGCUAAA
Messenger RNA from Spea bombifrons (plains spadefoot toad), 944 nucleotides. RefSeq names its product ubiquitin carboxyl-terminal hydrolase CYLD-like. Gene Ontology annotation, biological process: necroptotic process; regulation of mitotic cell cycle; positive regulation of extrinsic apoptotic signaling pathway. Gene Ontology annotation, molecular function: cysteine-type deubiquitinase activity; K63-linked deubiquitinase activity. The transcript is spliced from 2 exons. The coding region runs from base 73 to 369 and encodes 98 amino acids. Lineage: Eukaryota; Metazoa; Chordata; Amphibia; Anura; Pelobatidae. The record is from RefSeq and is a predicted model, not a curated record. Gene Ontology annotation, cellular component: cytosol.